CUGAGGCUAAGAGGUGUCAACUGUGCGACUUCACUUCCACAGUAGUUACUUGUUUACUGUGUUGCGCAGGGAAUUAUUCCAACAUUUAACAAUAUUACAGGCUUUUUCACUUAAAAAUCAGAGAAUUUAUAGAUCAGGGUGCCAACCAUGGCCAUGGAGGCAAUAGAAGACGGUCCACUCGGCGAAGAAGAGGAGGAAAUCGACGACACCAAGUUAGCGUUGGAAGGCGUUCAUAUGAUGCUGAACAACGGGAUACAAGAGGCUCGGGUUCUGUUUGAGAAGUACAAAGAUUACAGCCCAUCCAUGAAUGCAGGGUACAGCUUCAUCACUUUCAUGCAAGCAAUGAUGACAUUUGAAGAUGAAAAGUUGGCCGAGGCCAUGAAGCUUCUGCAGCAGACACAGAAGAAAUGUGAGCUUGGAGAGGGAUUUGUGAAAUACAUGAAGAGAAAAUUUUCACGAAAGAAAACAGAGGUUAAAGAAGCAACGCUCUCGCUGGAAGACAAAUUCACACGUCAGAUCAUCGUGGCAGACUGCAUGAUGCACCAGGCCGUGCUGACGUUCAUCAACCAGGACAUCUCCAGCUACGUCAAGGGCGGAUGGCUCAUGAGAAAAGCCUGGAAAAUCUACGAAAAAGUCUACAGAGAGAUCAAAGCUCUCUAUGACAAAGAGUCUUGGCCUGACGCCAACGGGGGCGUCGCCCUGUCGGCUCCCCCUUCUGCUGUGGAUAUGUCUUCCUUUGAGAAUAGUUUGGACUCUAAAACUGGCAGCGAUGAGACAGGCGGCUCUGCUAACAUUCCACAUAGUGAUAGCAGAACCAGUAUGUCCAGUAUGUCCAGCACUGGAGUGAGUGGGGUUAGCGGUGACUUGUCCAAGGCGGAGCUGCACGGGGAAAGGCUGGCCCGGCUGAUGGGUGCAGUCAGUUUUGGCUAUGGUCUGUUUCAACUGUGUAUAUCUCUUAUACCGCCAAAGAUACUUAAGUUGAUUGAAUUUAUAGGUUUUGAAGGCAAUAGAGAAGUGGGUCUGGCAGCAAUGGAGUUCUCCAGCCAUAGUAGUGAUGCCAAGGCUCCUCUGGCCACAUUGGGACUGCUGUGGUACCAUACUGUGAUACGGCAAUUCUUUGCUUUAGAUGGAAAUAACAUCCAUGCAGGAGUGGAAGAAGGAGAGAAGAUAAUUGAAAGGAUAGAGAAGACAUAUCCCAAUUCUGCUCUCUUCUUGUUCUAUAAGGGAAGAGUUCAGAGGUUGAAGGGCGAUGUGGAUAUGUCUAUAGCCACCUUUCAACAUGCCCUGGAGAGAUGUGAGGGGGAGAGGGAAGUGCAACAUAUAUGUGUAUAUGAAAUGGGGUGGUCAAAUUUAAUGAAAUUAAACUGGAGAGACUCUUUUGCUGCAUUUACAAGGAUGAAGGAGGAGUCCCGCUGGUCCAAGGCAUACUACGCCUACUUAUCUGGGGUGUGCCAGGGAUCCCUGGGGGAUGUAAAGGGGGCACACACCAUGUUUAGGGAGGUGCCGGCACUGGUGAAGAGGAAGAAUAACCAGAUUGAGAGCUUUGUGGCUAGGAGGGCUAAUACUUUCAAGAAGCAGGCACCUGACCAGGACCACUGUAUCCUGCUAGGAUUGGAAAUUCUCUACCUGUGGAAUGCUCUGCCUCUUUGUAGCAAGGACUGUCUGGAUAAGAUGAUGGAGGAGUGUUCCAAAAUUGAGGACAAGAAGUUGUUCCAUUUGCGUAGCUUGGUAGAGGGCGCUCUCCACAAGUUAUCAGACAACGAGGAGAUGGCUGCAGUGUGUUUUGAGGAGGCCAUAGCUCGUCACCAGGGUAUGAAGGAUGACCAGCAUGUGGCUGCCUUUGCUAUGUACGAGCUGGGAAUUAUACUGAUACAGAAACCAGAGACCCUAGCUAAUGGAAAAAGUUACCUGCUCAAAGCUAAAGAUGGAUUCAAGGAAUAUGACUUCGAGAAUCGCCUAGGAGUCAGAAUACAUCUUACCCUGAAAAGAUUAAAAGAGGGCGCCACAUCCUGAACAAAAACAACUAUAAGAAAUAUAUUGAGCAUGUAUCAUAUUUUGAAUAAAGGUCACUUAACUGAAAGUGAAGCGACAUAUUUUAAGUACAAUUCUAACUUUAAACAAGAUUAUAUGUCAUAGUCCAAUGUUGGAGCGUUCUCUAAAGAAAUUCAGUGCUGGCUAUAAGCAGUAUUUUCUGUUUUUAAAAAAAAUCACUAAAGAAUCCUGGAGUGAACAGGAAGCAGCAAUGUGAUAACAGAGAGAUUUAUGUACAGAUAACCAAGGCUCGGCUGUGUUUGAUACAGAUGUAACUUUAAAACCUUUAGAGCACGUGAUGGGCAUUAGAGCUUUAUACACCAAAUAUUGAUUUUCCUAGAAAUUCCCGCACUUUUUUUCUUUAUCACUAAGAUGCAAUAUAUCCAAAACUGUUUGCAAAAUUCAAAUCUGUAAACCCCAUUGAGUAUUUUAAAAAAGUAGUUGGAUAGUGGUGAAUUUCACUCAUAAUGAAAAAAAAAUGAAAAUUUAUAACUAAAAAACAGGUGUUUAGAUAUUUUCUCAGUAGUUUUGGAUAGGAUAUAUUUUGUUGAUAAAGGAAAACUGAUGGAACUUGUAUGUAAGCCUUUAAAUCAUGCCUUCAGCUUUUGUCAUUUAUAAUCCAUACAAACAGUCAUAUGUAUCAAUUUAUUUAUCUGUAAUGAUCUUAGUUCAAUUGAUUAUAGUUCAAGAUGUAAGAGAUAAGCAGGAAUUUAUUUAUUUACAGUUAAUGACUCGAUCCUUUCAAUGGGCAGAUACAUAAUU
Lingula anatina is the source of this 2793-nucleotide messenger RNA. Its product is annotated as tetratricopeptide repeat protein 39C. Gene Ontology annotation, biological process: cilium assembly. Gene Ontology annotation, molecular function: protein binding. Lineage: Eukaryota; Metazoa; Brachiopoda; Lingulata; Lingulida; Lingulidae. The record is from RefSeq and is a predicted model, not a curated record.